GUCAGUUUCAUUGAUGUUUCUUGAAGAUAUAAAAAUCCCAGUCGGAUGAAAGUCACAAAACACACAGCCGCACGAACGUACCCAAAAGGUGCCCCUUGUAACGGAAAACCCAUACUCUGUUCGCUGCGUCCUUUCCAACACGCAAUCCGAGCCUGCCACGCUGCCCUUUCUAUCCAUUUCGUAAUGAAUGAGCCGGGUCGCAGCACCAUGGAGAUAAGCCGUUGCUCUUCUCGUUUGGAGCAACGGAACCUAUCCAUUCGAUCGACCCACUGGCCCAAAAGUGUCCGCCGGGCUGCGCCUAUAAAUUCUCAUGCACGGCCGAUCAUGGCAAUCCACACCACAGCUCAAACAGAAGAUCGUUAGCAAGAGCCAGAGAGUAGCAAAUGGGGAAGCACUCGGCCAGCCUCUUGCUCUUCGUGUUGCUUUGCCUGGGAUCCUGCUUGGCCCAAGCACAGAUCCUCUUCCAGGGGUUUAACUGGGAGUCGUGGAAGAAGCAAGGUGGGUGGUACAACUUUCUGGAAGGACACGUGAGCGACAUCGCCGCGUCUGGUGCCACGCAUGUCUGGCUCCCGCCGCCGUCGCACUCUGUGGCGCCGCAGGGGUACAUGCCUGGCCGGCUCUACGACCUCAACUCCUCCAAGUACGGCACGGCAGCGGAGCUCAAGUCCCUCAUCGCCGCUUUCAACGCCAAGGGCGUCCAGUGCGUGGCUGACAUCGUCAUCAACCACCGGUGCGCCGACUACAAGGACAGCCGCGGCAUCUACUGCGUCUUCGAGGGCGGCACGCCCGACACCCGCCUCGACUGGGGCCCCGACAUGGUCUGCAGCGAUGACACACAGUACUCCAACGGCCGCGGCCACCGUGAAACGGGCGCGGGCUUUGCUGCCGCCCCGGACAUCGACCACCUCAACGCGCGCGUCCAGCAGGAGCUCUCUGACUGGCUCAACUGGCUCAAGUCUGACCUCGGCUUCGCCGGAUGGCGCCUCGACUUCGCCAAGGGGUACUCGGCCGACGUCGCCAAGGUGUACGUGGACAACACCAAGCCGACCUUCGUGGUGGCGGAGAUAUGGAGCAAUCUGCGCUAUGACGGCAACGGCGAGCCGUCGCGCAACCAGGACGUGGACAGGCAGGAGCUGGUGAACUGGGCGCAGACCGUGGGCGGGCCGGCCUCGGCGUUUGACUUCACCACCAAGGGCGAGCUGCAGGCGGCGGUGCAGGGCGAACUGUGGCGGAUGAAGGACGGCAGCGGCAAGGCUCCCGGGAUGAUCGGGUGGAUGCCGGAGAGGGCCGUCACCUUCGUCGACAACCACGACACUGGCUCCACCCAGAACUCAUGGCCCUUCCCCUCUGACAAGGUUAUGCAGGGUUACGUCUACAUUCUAACCCACCCAGGAGUUCCAUGCAUUUUCUACGACCACGUCUUCGACUGGAACCUGAAGCAGGAGAUCAGCGCACUGGCUGCGGUCAGGUCGAGAAACGGGAUUCAUCCGGGAAGCAAGCUGAACAUCCUCGCCGCCGAGGGAGAUUUGUAUGUGGCGAUGGUUGAUGACAAAGUUAUCAUGAAGAUCGGGUCACGGUACGAUCUCCGGAACUUGAUCCCGUCGGACUUCCAUGCCGUCGCGCAUGGGAACAACUACUGCGUCUGGGAGAAGAGUGGCCUGAGAGUGCCAGCGGGGCGGCAUCACUAGCUACCUAGGCCGGCCUCUCAUCACUUUUCUUUUUUCAGGACUAUUUUAUGCCUGGAACAAGGAAACCAAAUGAGACUAAAUAAGGGGAAUACGAUUGUACUAUUAAGCUUUUUUUUUCCUUUUAGCAAAAUUCAUCGAUUUGCAA
Molecule: messenger RNA, 1833 nt
Organism: Lolium perenne
Lineage: Eukaryota; Viridiplantae; Streptophyta; Magnoliopsida; Poales; Poaceae
Product: alpha-amylase isozyme 3C
Biological process (GO): carbohydrate metabolic process
Molecular function (GO): alpha-amylase activity; calcium ion binding
Source: RefSeq, a predicted model, not a curated record